AUGGGUCAUAGUAUAUAUGCUUCAAUCUUAAGCGCGGACGACCACGAUAAAGAUAAAUUUUACGCGGAACUUCAGCUUUUAACAUCUCUAUCGAAAAAUGACAUGGAUAUAAUCGAAGGAGACUGGAAUGUAUGUUUUGAUCACGAUGCCGCCACGACAAACUCAAUGAUUGAAAAAAUACGGUAUCGAGGUCAGAUGCGCCAAUGGAGAACGCCUUCCUUGCUUUGCAGAGCUCUUUGUUAA
This is a messenger RNA of Dracunculus medinensis (Guinea worm), 243 nucleotides long. The record is from the annotation of a GenBank genome assembly. NCBI's taxonomy places the organism in Eukaryota, Metazoa, Nematoda, Chromadorea, Rhabditida, Dracunculidae.